AUGCUUCUACUCGCACGAGGAUUAACGAGACCAUCCACUGUGGGAGUUACGAACGGUCUGGAAGCGGUUCUGAUUGAAAAUCAGCUCCACAUUGAAACGGAAGAAUUCUUCGAGGGCGUACAGCGCACCAUGUUGGUCAUCGUUAUGGAGCAUUUGGUCAGCGUCCUCCAAGGAGUCCUAGGCAGACUGACCAGAUUUGACGAGAACAGAAUUCUUUCCUCUUUCCUAUCCCUAACGAAGUCCAACGAUGAGGGCCGACGGUACACAACAUUUUUGCACUCCAACCUACAGCAGUUGAGCGAAAACAUGGUGGAUGAAGUCUCCUUGAUAUCCCUGUGCGAA
This is a messenger RNA of Dicrocoelium dendriticum, 342 nucleotides long. The record is from the annotation of a GenBank genome assembly. NCBI's taxonomy places the organism in Eukaryota, Metazoa, Platyhelminthes, Trematoda, Plagiorchiida, Dicrocoeliidae.